UGAGCGCACAGCGCCAUCAAGUGAGAAGGGUGAGCUCAUCAUCACCCUUCAUCUCGGCACCGCGCUGCUGCAGCUUCCUCCAGACUCCUGGUCUCUGCCACCGCUGCAUGCUGGGAGAAGGGGGAGGAAGGAGAGACAGUCACGGCAGCAGUGUGUGUGGAGAGUGAGGACUGGGAGACAUCAGCUCAGCCGCAGUGAGGAGCCUUACAGGAGCCAGGAGGUGAAAAACGGAGGAGCUGUGUCAGUGGGAAGCUGCCUCCUGUAUAUACAGAGAGCUGGCUGCAGCUAGGGGAGCUCCAGAGCGCGGCUCCUCCCGGGCCCUUCCAGUUAAGCAAGCCAGCCGAGGGAAGUUCUCUGCUCCUCCGUCAGGCUGAUGAUAGCCAAAGCAGCAGCAGCAGAACCAGGCAGCCAGAAUGUGAGCAGGACAACAUACAGUGCAGGCAGAGAGACACAGGAGUAUCAGGAUUCAUGAGCUACAGAAGAAGCUUCCUGGCCAGACCAUCUGUGAAUUGGACCAUGGAUUUUCCAGGACACUUUGAGCAGACCUUUCAGCAGUUAAAUUACCAGCGCCUCCAAGGCCAGCUCUGUGAUUGUGUAAUAGUAGUCGGCAGUCGGCAUUUUAAAGCCCAUCGCUCUGUGCUAGCUGCGUGCAGUACCCACUUCCGUGCUCUGUUUACUGGGGCAGACAGCGACCAGAGCAUGAACAUGAUCCAGCUGGACAGUGAGGUGGUAACAUCAGAAGCCUUUGCUGCUCUUAUCGAUAUGAUGUAUACUUCCACUCUUAUGCUUGGAGAGAGCAAUGUGAUGGAUGUGCUGUUGGCAGCAUCCCACCUCCACCUGAAUUCUGUAGUGAAAGCAUGUAAGCACUACCUGACUACAAGGACAUUGCCCAUGUCGUCACCCAACGACAGAGCUCAGGAGCAGAAUGCACGAAUGCAGAGGUCGUUCAUGCUUCAGCAGCUUGGAUUAAGCAUAGUGAGCUCUGCCUUGAAUUCAAAUCAGAGUAAUGAAGAACAGCAGCAGAAUUCAAACUUCUCAGUGAGAAAUAACAUGGUGGAGCAAAGGGCCACCUUUCCAAUAAGACGUCUCCACAAAAGAAAGCAGUCAUGUGAAGAAAGGGCUAGGCAGCGCAUGAGAACAUCCAUUGAACAGUGUCUCAUAACAGAUGUUACUAAUGAAAGUGUGCAGUCCAUCGUUAAUUCUCGUGAAGAAUAUUUUUCUCCUGAUUCACUCAAAAUGUCAGACAACAUUAAAUCUGAUUCUGCUACGGAUAACCAAGAGGAGAACACACUCAUGUUUGACCAGGCAUACAACACCCAAGAAGACACACAAGUACCCAGCCAGUCAGACAACAGUGGGGAAAAUAUCAUUUCAAUGACGUCUCAGGCAAACACCGUUGAAUCGAGUUAUGGUCAAGAGUCUGGUUGUGGUAAGACAAUGUAUCCCUCAGAGACCCAUGAUAUUACAAUUGAUGAUAAGGACCACAUGAGAGUUGUGGUUAAAGCUGAGCCUCUGAGCUCUCCUGAACCUCAGGAUGAGGUAAGCGACGUCACAUCCCAAGCAGAAGGAAGUGAGCCGGUUGAAGUAGAAGGUGUUGCGAAUGCAGAAAAGAUUGAACUGAGCCCAGAAAGUAGUGAUCGUAGUUUUUCAGACCCCCAGUCUAGUACAGACAGGGUAGGGGAUAUUCACAUUUUAGACGUGUCUGCCAACUUAGAGCACAAAUCCUCUUUUAGCAUUUCUAAUUUUCUUAACAAGAACAGAAAUGGUAACCUCAACCUAAGUCAAAACAGUGACGAUAACAUUCCAAAUACAACCAGUGAUUGUAGAAUGGAUGGGGAACUGUCCUACCUAGUGAGCCCUGAGUCGGGCUCCAGCAGUCAUUUGUCUAAUGUUAUGUCUCACAUGGACAAUUCUUUUGGUGAUGGUCCAGAUUCUCAAUUUGCUCGUCCUAUGCAGGACAUGGGUAUACCCUGUGGUCAAUCUCCAAAUUAUCGUGGAAAUGAUCCAUUUGGAAUGGAUUUCUCCAGAUCUGGGUCAGGGUUUUACUCUAUGUCGAGAUCCAUCAUGGGGAACACAAGGGGCCGAGCUUUUAACUUUCCAAAUUAUCGUCGUAUUGCCCCCAAAAUGCCCAUUGUAACAUCUGUCUGCAGCACUAAGCUACAGGAUAACUCCAGUUCCCAAUUUAUAAUGAAUGGUGCAAAUUCAUCUUAUGAAAAUGGGAACAAUUCUCAGCAGGGUCCACCACAGUUGACAAGGGCAUCUGCAGAUGUACUUUCAAAGUGCAAGAAAGCUUUAUCUGAACAUAAUGUGUUGGUGGUGGAAGGUGCCCGCAAAUAUGCCUGUAAAAUAUGCUGUAAAACUUUUCUCACUUUAACAGACUGUAAGAAGCACAUCCGGGUACAUACAGGUGAAAAACCAUAUGCCUGCUUGAAUUGUGGAAAGCGAUUUAGCCAAUCCAGCCACUUAUAUAAACAUUCCAAAACUACUUGCCUUAGGUGGCAAACUGGCAAUCUUCCUAACUACGUUUCUUUAACUUUAACACCACCUCACAAAAAGACCUCUCCAAGACCAAAUAAUAUGUCGUGUGAUGUAGCAGCAUCUCCUUGUACUUUAUUAAAGUAGGAAGACUCGGACUGUAUGUGAAUGAACAUGCAAAUGACUUGUGGAUAAAAUACUGUCUUGGAAAUAAAAACUACUUUUAAGUAAAUAUUUAACCUCUCUGUUUUGAGGUGCAAGUACUUAAUUUGUUUAUGUAUGUUAAUGUCAAAUGAAAACUGAAUACUAACAUGCUGAAUUUAGCCAGGCAUUUCUGUACAAUUGUGUAAACAUUGAAUGCGUUUCUAUCCAUUUUUGGUAAGUAUUGUUCCCUUCCUUAAAGUAAAUUAUUGAAAACAAAGUUUUUCAAUUAACCAAUAUUUAAAUCUUGCCAAUAAAGGAUCUCCAUUGCCAGUGCUCUUGGUUACUGUUGUACAGCC
Molecule: messenger RNA, 2975 nt
Organism: Pseudophryne corroboree (corroboree frog)
Lineage: Eukaryota; Metazoa; Chordata; Amphibia; Anura; Myobatrachidae
Gene: ZBTB5
Product: zinc finger and BTB domain containing 5
Exons: 4
Coding region: 469-2622 (717 amino acids)
Biological process (GO): regulation of transcription by RNA polymerase II
Cellular component (GO): nucleus
Molecular function (GO): DNA-binding transcription repressor activity, RNA polymerase II-specific; protein binding
Source: RefSeq, a predicted model, not a curated record